GAAGUGAUAGCCGAGAGGGAAACCUGCUGAGAAAAAACACCGCCUGGGACUGCUGAGGAGGACCUCUGUGCAGGUUCACACGGCCGUCGGCAGGGUGGAGCUUCCUGACCCAUGGAGAAUUAUUUCCAGGCCGAGGCCUUCAACCUGGACAAGGUGCUGGAUGAGUUCGAGCAGAACGAAGAUGAGACGGACACUCCUAUUCUCUCGGAUGCCAAGUGGACCCAGAUCCUGGCCCCGCCGGCCCACCUGCUUUCUCUGAACCCCGCCCUGGCCCACGCAGACCUCAGCCCCCGGGAGAGUCCGCUGACCUUCAAGACUCUCCCUGACUCCUCUUCUAGCGCCUCCCCGGGGGCAGAUCCUAAAAGACAUCCCGGUCCUGAACUUCCAUCCUGGGUAGAGGAGAGGCCGGCAGACGUCCACAGCCCACCACUCCCCCAGCCCAACAUCGGCAAACUGGUGGGAACCGACGACCUCUCGCCGCCCCCUGUGACGGCAUGUAGUGCUGUGGAGAAUGGUUGCCAUGCAAGCCCACAAAAUGAUGGGCUUAGCAAAGAGAUAAGUUCUCCUCCAGACAACCAGCCCGGUGCUUCUGACCAGGCGGUUAAACCUCAUCAGGAGGAGAGUGCUGCCUCAGCAGGAGGAGGAGGCUCCGCUGUCAGUCACACUCACUUCACCUUUGAGCUCGGAUUAGGAGAGGAAGAAGAUCCAUCUGAGAAGAUUCAUGCAAAUGUGGAACCAGCAACACAAAUUGGGGAAGGUGUCAAAGACGAGGCUAGUACGGCUGUUUUACAGGACUAUGGCCAAGAGAGACAAACUGCAAAUUCUGACAAGGAGCAGGGAGACAGUGUCCUGAAUGGGGGGAGAGAUGUUCAUGCUGGUUGUGAGGCAGAGGAGAAUGGUAUAUCUCCUCCUGACAGAGUGGACAAGGAGAGGAGAUGUAGUCCAGAGGGACAGGUAGACCAACUCCUCAGAAUAACAAGCCUUCCUAAUGGUUUGGAGCAGGAGAGGAGUCAUUCUAAGUUGAAAGACACAGAAGAGAGAGAGGAGGAAGAGGAGGAGGGUUUUUCUCCCUCUCCUGUCCCUUCCAAAGAGGACUCUGUGACUGAGGAGAAAGAAAUGGAGGAGAGCAAGCAGGAGAGCGGCGAGGGAGGAGCAGUGGGGUCUGGUAGCAUCCAACCAAAACUCAAUAACAACCGGCUGCAGCCGGUCAGUGUUCCCUACGGAGGGGCACGACCGAAGCAGCCGGUCAGCCUCAAACUCCAGAUUCCUCAGCCGCUGUCGGGCCAGGUCCAAAACCAGCUUGGCCCGUCCACUGUCAGCAAGAACAAGAACCUUGAGAACCAGUGUUGGAGAGGCACACCGUCUGAAGCAACACAAAGUGGGACAGAUCAGACUGCAGUAGGGGUGAACGGAGAUGGUGUUGUCCACUCUCCUUCCCUGAUGCCUUCGGAGAGCCCAGACAAUGACCUCCAGGCAGGCCAACAGGGCGCUCUGUGCAAGAAACCUGCCAGCUCGCUGGGCGAGGUUGCCCCUGUGUGGGUGCCUGACUCCCAGGCUCCCGUCUGUAUGAAAUGUGAUGUCAAGUUCACCUUCACCAAGAGGAGGCACCACUGCAGGGCCUGCGGCAAGGUGUUCUGCGCGACAUGCUGCAGUCUGAAGUGCAGGCUCACAUACAUGGACAAGAAGGAAGCCCGCGUCUGUGUCACGUGUCAUUCUGCUUUGACAAGUGCUCAAUCAUGGGAGACACCGGCCACAGGAAGCAACCAGAGUCCAAACCCUAACAACCCAGCAGAGUACUGCUCCACCAUCCCCCCUCUCCAACAGGCUCAGGCCUCUGGGGUACUCAGCUCCCCUCCUCCCACCGUCAUGGUCCCUGUGGGAGUCCUGAAACAGCCUGGCAACGAGGGGUCCCUGUCACGUGAGCAGAGGAGGGUAUGGUUUGCUGAUGGGGUCCUACCUAACGGAGACACAGCAGAGUCCCCCAAACCUCCAACUCCCAGCCCAGCUCCCUCCCAGUCACUGGCCAUCUCCUCGUGUUCAAACAAAUCCUCCACUUCUGAGUCCUCAGAGGCAGCCCAUACCCCUGUUGCCCCGGUGGGCAGCCCCGUGGGCAGCUCCCUCAGCCUGAUUCCGGAGGACGGGCUCCCUCCCAUCCUCAUCUCCACCGGAGUCAAAGGAGGUACGGGAGGCCACAUCACAGACUACGCAGUGGAGGAGAGGCCGUCGGAGAUCGUCCUAAUGCAGCAGCUGGAGGAGGGAGGCCCAGACCCCCUGGUCUUUGUGCUCAACGCUAACCUGCUCGCCAUGGUCAAGCUUGUGAAUUAUGUAAACCGGAAGUGCUGGUAUGUGACGACUAAAGGCAUGCACGCCGUCGGCCAGGCAGAGGUGGUCAUUCUGCUCCAGUGUCUCCCUGAUGAGAAGACCAUCCCUAAAGACAUCUUCACCCACUUCGUGCAGCUCUACCAGGAGGCCCUCAGUGGCAACGUGUUGAGCCACCUGAGUCACUCCUUCUUCACGCAGAGCUUCCUGGGCAGUAAGGAGCAUGGCGGCUUCCUCUACAUCAGCCCCUCCUUUCAGUCACUACAGGACCUGCUGCUGCCAAACCCGCCUUACCUCUUUGGCAUCCUGAUACAGAAGUGGGAGACGCCCUGGGCCAAGGUCUUCCCCAUCCGCCUCAUGCUGCGGCUGGGCGCGGAGUACCGAUUUUAUCCGUGUCCGCUGUUCAGUGUUCGCUUCAGAAAACCACUCUUUGGAGAGACCGGUCACACGAUCAUGAACCUGCUCGCAGACUUCCGUAACUACCAGUACACGCUGCCGGUGGUGAAAGGGCUGGUUGUUGACAUGGAGGUGAGGAAGACGAGCAUCAAGAUCCCCAGUAAUCGUUACAAUGAGCUGAUGAAGGCCAUGAACAAGUCCAACGAACACGUGCUGGCCAUGGGGGCAUGUUUCAACGACCGGGCCGACUCCCACCUGGUGUGUGUCCAGAACGAUGACGGGAACUAUCAGACGCAGGCCAUCAGCAUCCAUCACCAGCCGCGCAAAGUUACUGGAGCCUGCUUCUUUGUGUUCAGUGGUGCUUUGAAAGCCUCGUCGGGCUUCUUAGCCAAGACCAGCAUCGUGGAAGAUGGUGUGAUGAUCCAGAUCACAGCUGAGACCAUGGACUCUCUACGACAAGCCCUGAGGGACAUGAAGGACUUCACCAUCACGUGCGGUAAAGCCGACCAGGAGGAGAACCAGGAGCUCAUCCACAUCCAGUGGACGGAGGACGACCACAACUUCAACAAGGGUGUGAUCAGUCCGAUCGACGGAAAGUCUAUGGAGUCCAUCACCAGCGUCAAGAUCUUCCACGGCUCCGAGUUCAAAGCCAACGGCAAAGUCAUCCGCUGGACAGAGGUCUUCUUCCUCCAGAGUGAAGACCAACCCAACGGUCUGAGCGACCCGGCUGACCACAGCCGGCUGACGGAGAACGUGGCGAGAGCGUUCUGCAUGGCGCUGUGUCCGCACCUGAAGCUGCUGAAGGAGGACGGCAUGGCCAAACUGGGACUGAGGGUCACGCUGGACUCUGACCAGGUGGGUUACCUGGCAGGAAGUAACGGUCAGCCUCUCCUGCCUCAGUACCUGAGCGACCUGGACAGCGCUCUGAUCCCCGUCAUCCACAGCGGGGCGUGUCAGCUGAGCGAGGGCCCCGUGGUGAUGGAGCUGGUCUUCUACAUCCUGGAGAUCAUUUCCUAGGAGCCGGACACAUCCCGACAACCUGGAGCUCCCACCUCCAAACAUCUUCUUUUUUUUUCCUUUUCUUUUUCUUCUUUAACCUUCUGUCAUCAUCUCACAGCCUGGUCCUCCAUCCCUCCGUCAUCUCCCUUCAACCGUUUGCACUUCAAAAGAGCCAGAAAACUGUGCCGUGCCAGGUGGGGUAGCAUUCCUCAAAAGUCAAACCUAUGCAUCCAACCACCGUCGUUUGUGCUCUGGAGGUCGCCUGGGGCCCGAGGAAGCUCAGAGCAGGGGCAUCUGUCACGUGGCAUCUUUCACCUCACUUGUCAGGUGCUUCGAUCACACUGGGUCCGUCCUUUUACCCACACUGCACUGCUCUAUUAGAUUAGCCAGGAGCCUGUUGGCCAUUAUGUUAAUGCCACAAACAUCAUUCAUGUGAGUUGAUUGUCGUCCUUUAAGCCGCUUAUUGGCAGAGACUGACCGUGAUGAACUGUGAGAUACUCUUAGCUCUGGGUCGUAAUAAUCAAGCGUUUGAGACCAGAGCUUUAACAAGUAGCCCUGUCUUUGGUGAUUUUAAAUGAAUU
Seriola dumerili (greater amberjack) is the source of this 4295-nucleotide messenger RNA. It is a transcript of the gene zfyve9a, whose product is annotated as zinc finger FYVE-type containing 9. Gene Ontology annotation, molecular function: metal ion binding. The record is from RefSeq and is a predicted model, not a curated record. NCBI's taxonomy places the organism in Eukaryota, Metazoa, Chordata, Actinopteri, Carangiformes, Carangidae. Bases 112 to 3732 code for a protein of 1206 amino acids. Gene Ontology annotation, biological process: endosomal transport. The transcript has 18 exons. Gene Ontology annotation, cellular component: early endosome membrane.